Carassius auratus (goldfish) is the source of this 1583-nucleotide messenger RNA. Its product is annotated as rhamnose-binding lectin. Bases 34 to 1431 code for a protein of 465 amino acids. The record is from RefSeq and is a predicted model, not a curated record. Lineage: Eukaryota; Metazoa; Chordata; Actinopteri; Cypriniformes; Cyprinidae. Gene Ontology annotation, molecular function: carbohydrate binding. The transcript has 17 exons.
UAACUUUGAAGAACAGAUUUUCUUUUUGUUCACAUGUACCAAUCUACCAUGCUGAUGCAAAAGCUAAGCGGAGUCACUUUGCUGCUGUUGCUGUGUCAACAUGCAUGCUUCCUCUCUGCAAGUGAAAAUGCAAAACAAUCAGUGACCUGUGAAGGACGAUCUGCAUCCCUCAGUUGUGAAUCUGGACACAUACAUGUCCUUGGUGCCAACUAUGGACGGACUGAUGGCAAAACAUGCUCGGAUGGGAAACCACCUGGGCAGAUCUCAAAUGUUAAAUGCUCCUCAAAAACAACCCUCAAAAAGAUGACAGUUCGGUGUAAUGGGAAAAAAAGCUGUUCUGUUCAAGCAGUGAACUCAGUUUUCUCUGAUCCUUGUGUUGGGACCUAUAAAUACCUGCAAGUGUCUUAUGAGUGUCACACACCUAAGCAGCACAUAACUUGUGAAGGUAGCAAGAGUAACAUUACCUGUGAGAAGGGUGUUAUUUCUGUUCAUCAUGCCAACUAUGGACGGCGGAAUCUUUUAACCUGUCCUCAUGAAUCAGCAACUACAACACACUGUAACUCUGAUCAGACUGCCCGUUUGCGUUCCAGGUGCAACGGAAAGAAGUCUUGUCAUGUUGAAGCUUCCAAUUUGGCGUUGCAUGCUGAUCCAUGUAAAAAAGUCCAUAAGUACCUGGAAGUGAUGUACUCUUGCAAAAUCGCUUUAUCACAUGCAAUUUAUCGUCCAGCAUUUCUGCACAAGUCCAGAUUUGUUUUUGUUCAAAUGUUCCAAUCUACCAUGCUGGUGCAAAAGCUAAGCGGAAUCACUUUACUACUGUUGCUGUGUCAACAUGCAUGUUUCCUCUCUGCAAGUGGCAAUGCAAAACGAUCAGUGACCUGUGAAGGAGACUCUGCAUCCCUCAGCUGUGGCUCUAGAUUCAUAAAUGUCCUUCGUGCCAACUAUGGACGGACUAAUGGCAGAACUUGCUCUGCUGGGAAACCUCCUGGGCAGCUCUCAAAUGUUCACUGCUCCUCAGAAACAUCCCUCCAAACGAUGGCCACACAGUGUAAUGGAAAAAAAAGCUGUUCUGUUCAAGCAGUGAACUCCGUUUUCAAUGAUCCCUGUUUUGGGACCUAUAAAUACCUGGAAGUAUCUUAUGAAUGUCUCAAACCUAAGCAGCACAUAACUUGUGAAGGUUUCAGAGCUGACAUUACCUGUGGGAAAGGUGUUAUUUCCGUUUAUUAUGCCAAUUAUGGACGGCGGAAUCUUGCAACCUGUCCUCAUAAAUUCGCAACUUCAACCCACUGUAACUCUGAUCAGACUGCGCGUAUGCGUUCCAGGUGCAAUGGAAAGCAAUCUUGUCAUGUACAAGCUUCAAAUUCGGAGUUCUCUGAUCCAUGUGUAGGGAUCUAUAAGUACCUGGAAGUGACCUAUUCCUGCAUCCGAGUUUAGCUUGAUCUGCAUCAGAAGGUGAUUGAAAUGGCCUGGAAGAGCAGAAGCAGCGUCCUUUUCUUUAGCACACGAUUUCUGUUUCUCUCUUAAAUCUGCUUUGAAAUGGUUUCUUUCAAAAAGACUCCUACAAAUAAACUGCUGUUGACAUGAAA